Molecule: messenger RNA, 528 nt
Organism: Cooperia oncophora
Lineage: Eukaryota; Metazoa; Nematoda; Chromadorea; Rhabditida; Trichostrongylidae
Source: the annotation of a GenBank genome assembly
AUGUCGCUAUUGAGAACGCUAUCAGAUUUACGGAUAUCUGUGAAAGCCUUAAUCGUUCACAAUUGCCAGUGUGAAUGUACGGUGGAGGAGUUUAUCAGUUUCAUCAAGUGCACAAAGGUUGAAAUGUUAGCAAUCGAUGUAUUCGAGAUGCCGGAAUUUGGGCAGUCACUUGCAAAACAGGAAAUAAUUCGGAAUCUCACCUGCUCGCUUGUUUAUAUUAAUGGCGAUGACGUGAUCAGUGGGAUCGUGGUUAAUUCCUUCUAUGAAGGCUCCAUAGAACUGACUGGAUUCUCCAGACUUCUUACCGAUUGGGGCCACGGAUGUAUGGAAAUCCUCCACUUCCAUAUGAAUAUCGAUAGUGAAGGAUCAGCAGAUGUCACGACGGUUUGGCAGGAUUCUGGGCACUUUCGUUGUUUACGAGGGUGUGUCUUGAAAAACAGUGACAACCAGGAAUUGUUUGUUGAGGCGAAGAAUGGUAAGUUAAUGCUCACACCGGUAAGACCAUCCGAGGAGCCUCAAGCGGUUUGA